Messenger RNA from Eurypyga helias (sunbittern), 4559 nucleotides. Its product is annotated as titin-like. Lineage: Eukaryota; Metazoa; Chordata; Aves; Eurypygiformes; Eurypygidae. Bases 1 to 4536 code for a protein of 1511 amino acids. The record is from RefSeq and is a predicted model, not a curated record. Gene Ontology annotation, molecular function: protein binding. The transcript has 17 exons.
AUGGGCUAUAUAAUAGAAAAGCUUGCUAAGGGCAAGGAGAGGUGGGAGAGAUGCAAUGACUAUCUGGUACCUCUAUUAACUUAUCCAGUGAAAGGUCUUGAAGAAGGAAAGGAAUAUCAGUUUCGUGUUCGUGCUGAGAAUGCUGCUGGCAUCAGUGAGCCUUCUCGGAUUACUCCUUUUGUGAAAGCUGUGGAUCCUAUUGAUGCUCCAAAAGUCUUCCUUGCUGCAAACCUACAGUCUGGCCUUGAGGUGAAGAGAGGUGAUGAGAUCAUACUGGAGGCACAUAUUUCGGGAUCACCUUAUCCAUCUAUCACUUGGCUGAGGAAUGAUGAAGUUGUCAGACCAGAGGAAAUCAAAAAGAGAGUAACAACAUAUACAAGGAAGAAGAAGGGUGAAGCUGAAGAAGAGGAACCUUUCCAGCUUUCACUGCCAGAACGUAUGAGUAUUGACAACCAUAAAGAAGGAGAGUCUGUACUAUCAGUUCGUGACUCCAUCAGAGCUGACCAUGGGACAUUUACAAUUAAAGUGGAAAAUGAUCAUGGUGUUGCAAAAGCCUCAUGUGAAGUCAAUGUGUUAGAUACACCUGGGCCUCCAAUCAACUUUGUCUUUGAAGAUGUGAGGAAAAAUUCUGUCAUUUGCAAGUGGGAGCCUCCCCUUGAUGAUGGUGGAAGUGAAAUCCUGAACUAUGUACUGGAAAAGAAAGACAAUACAAAAGCUGAAAUGGGCUGGGUUACUGUCAGUUCUACACUUAGGCACUGCAAAUUCCAUGUAACGAAACUGAUUGAAGGAAAAGAAUAUCUCUUCCGUGUACUUGCUGAAAAUAGAGUUGGAUCAGGACCACCAUGUGUUUCAAAACCAAUGACAGCAAAAGAUCCUUUCUCUCCACCAGAUCCACCUAAUAAGCCUGAUGUGCAAGAUGUUACCAGCAACAGUAUGUUGGUUAAAUGGAAUGAACCAAAAGACAAUGGCAGUCCGAUCAUGGGAUAUUGGAUUGAAAAACGUGAAAUUAAUAGUACUCAUUGGGCUCGGGUCAACAGGAACCUUGUGAAUGCUCUGGAAAUAAAAGUUGAAGGGCUGUUGGAAGGAUUAACAUACAUCUUUAGAGUAUGUGCCGAAAAUGCAGCUGGUCCUGGUAAAUUUAGUCCACCAUCAGAUCCAAAAACUGCGCAGGACCCCAUAAUGCCACCUGGUCCACCGAUUCCAAGGGUUGCUGAUACAAGCUCAACUUCUAUUGAGUUAGAAUGGGAGCCUCCUGCAUAUAAUGGUGGUGGAGAUAUCACUGGUUACCACGUAUACAAACAACUUAUGGGCGUAAAUGAGUGGUCACGUUGCACAGAGAAACCCAUUAAGGUUCGACAGUACACUGUUAAAGAAGUCAGAGAAGGUGCAGACUAUAAACUCCGUGUUACUGCACUUAAUGCAGCUGGUGAAGGACCACCUGGUGAAACUGAACCUGUAACAGUUGCAGAACCUAAAGAGCCUCCUACUGUUGAGCUGGAUGUUUCUGUGAAAGCAGGCAUUCAGAUCAUGGCUGGGCAAACUAUUAAAAUUCCUGCUACUGUGACAGGGCGUCCUACUCCCACCAUUGUAUGGGCUGUGGAGGAGGGUGAAUUAGACAAAGAACGAGUUAUGAUUGAAAAUGUUGGCACAAAAUCUGAGUUAACCAUUAAGAAUGCAUUGAGAAAAGACCAUGGAAGAUAUGUAAUUACUGCUACCAAUAGCAGUGGUUCCAAAUCUGCAGGAACCAGAGUAGAAGUAUUUGAUGUUCCUGGGCCAGUCCUUGACUUAAAGCCAGUGGUCACAAACAGAAAGAUGUGUUUGCUUAAUUGGUCUGAUCCUGAAGAUGAUGGUGGCAGUGAUAUCAUAGGCUUCAUUGUUGAAAGGAAGGAUGCCAAAAUGCAUACAUGGAGACUAGCUAUAGACACAGAAAGGUCUAAAUGUGAUAUUACAGGUCUAGUUGAAGGACAGGAAUAUAAAUUCCGUGUUAGCGCCAAGAACAAGUUUGGUACUGGUCCACCUGUUGAAAUAGGACCCAUUCUUGCAGUUGAUCCAUUAGGUCCUCCAACAGCACCUGAGAGGUUCAUGUACACAGAGAGGACUAAGUCAACCAUUACACUUGAUUGGAAGCCUCCACGUAGUGAUGGUGGUAGUCCUGUCUUAGGAUAUAUUGUUGAGAAGAGGAGACAUGACUCCAAAGACUAUGAAAGAGUUAAUGCAAGGCUCUGUCCUACAACAUCUCUUCUCGUUGAAAAACUUGAUGAACUUCAUAUGUAUGAAUUCCGUGUCAAAGCUGUCAAUGCUAUUGGAGAAAGUGAACCAUCAUUGCCCCUCAAUGUAGUUAUACAAGACGAUGAAGUACCUCCAACUGUUACAUUACGCUUGGCUGUGAGAGGAGAUACUAUCAAAGUGAAGGCAGGAGAACCAGUUAAUAUCCCUGCUGAUGUGACAGGUCUGCCAAUGCCAAAGAUUGAAUGGGACAAGAAUGAAGUUUUAAUUGACCAAACCUCCAGUGCACUUAAGAUAACCAAGGAAGAAGUAUCUAGAAGUGAGGCAAAAACUGAACUUAGCCUGCCUGCAGCAGUAAGGGAUGAUAAAGGCACUUACACUGUGAAAGCUUCCAACCGCCUUGGCACUGCAUUUCGCAAUGUGCAUGUUGAAGUGUAUGAUCGUCCUUCUCCACCAAGAAAUCUUGCUGUUUCUGAUAUUAAAGCGGAAUCAUGCUACUUAACAUGGGAUGCACCUCUUGAUAAUGGUGGUAGUGAAAUUACUCAUUACAUUAUUGAGAAACGUGAUGCUAGUAGGAAGAAAUCUGAGUGGGAAGAAGUCUCCAAAAGUGCUGUUGAGCGAAGAUUUGGGGUAUGGAAUCUUGCAACAAAUGAAAAAUAUCAAUUUAGAGUCCGGGCUGUAAACAAAUAUGGAAUAAGUGAUGAAUGCCUCUCAGAGAAAGUUGUUAUUAAGGAUCCCUAUGGGCUUCCUGGACCUCCUGGAAAGCCCAAAAUUUUAGAUCGCACCAGAUCAUCAAUGCUGGUGACUUGGGAGCCUCCUUUGAACAAUGGUGGCAGCCCCAUAACCGGAUAUUGGUUGGAAAAGAGAGAGGUUGGAGGUGUCUACUGGUCACGUGUUAACAGGGCCCCAGUAACAAAGCCAUCAGUAAAAGGUCUAGAGUACAAUGUGCUUCGUUUGGCUGAAGGUGUUGAAUACCAAUUUAGAGUUAUGGCUGAAAAUCUUGCUGGAAUUGGCCCUCCCAGUGAACCAUCAGAUCCUGCCUUAGCAGCAGAUCCCAUAUUUGUGCCUGGUCCACCAUCUUGCCCAGAGGUCAAAGACAAAACCAAAUCAUCUGUAGCACUUGCAUGGAAGCCACCACAAAAGGAUGGUGGCAGUCCUAUAAAAGGAUAUAUUGUUGAAAUGCAAGAUGAAGGUAGUACUGACUGGAAGAAGGUGAAUGAAGGAGACAAACUCUUUCCUACUUGUGAAUGUGUUAUUCCCAACUUGAAAGAGCUCAGAAAAUACCGAUUUAGGGUGAAAGCCGUAAAUGCUGCUGGUGAAUCAGAGCCAAGCCCUGCAACAUCAGAAAUACUUGUCCAAGAUAUUCUAGAGGAACCAGAAAUCUUCCUUGAUAUUGGAGCACAGGAUUUCCUCUCUUGUCGUGCUGGCACAACAAUUAAAAUCCCAGCUGUUAUCAAGGGUCGUCCAGUUCCAAAAACAUUUUGGGAAUUUGAAGGAAAAGCGAAGACAACAGCAAAGGAGGGAGGUCAUAAUGUACCUGAAGAAGCUCAGGUGGAAGCAACUGAUACACGUUCAGUGAUUAUCAUCCCUGAGUGCAACAGAAGUCAUUCUGGACGAUACAGUAUUACAGCAAAGAACAAAGCAGGACAAAAAACUGUGCAUGUCAGAGUCAAUGUGCUUGAUGUCCCAGGUCCACCAAAAGACCUAAAAGUAAGUGAUAUCACAAGAGGUAGUUGUAAACUUUCAUGGAAGAUGCCAGACGAUGAUGGUGGAGAUAGAAUCAGAGGCUAUGUUAUAGAAAAAAGAACUAUUGACGGGAAAGCCUGGACUAAAGUCAAUGCAAACUGUGGAAGUACUUCCUUUGUUGUACCUGAUCUCAUAUCUGGCCAAGAGUAUUUCUUUCGUGUGCGUGCAGAAAACCGUUUUGGUGUUGGCCCUCCUGCAGAAACCAUCCAACGGACCACAGCUAGGGAUCCAAUCCAUCCUCCUGACCCACCUAUUAAACUAAAGAUAGGCCUUGUUACCAAGAACACAGUCAGCUUGACAUGGAAACCACCAAAGAAUGAUGGUGGAGCUCCUGUUACGCAUUAUAAUGUUGAAUGUCUCCGCUGGGAUCGUACCGGAGAAGUGAAAGAGACUUGGAAGCAAUGCAACAGACGGGACGUAGAGGAAACCAAGUAUACUGUUGAGGAUCUUGUAGAAGGUGGAGAAUAUGAAUUCAGAGUCAAAGCUGUAAAUAUAGCAGGUCCCAGUAGGCCUUCUGCCACUGUUGGCCCACUUGUUGUCAAGGACCAGACAUGUAAGUACUAACUGCUACCACUAAAUAUAAAAUC